Molecule: messenger RNA, 471 nt
Organism: Colletotrichum scovillei
Lineage: Eukaryota; Fungi; Ascomycota; Sordariomycetes; Glomerellales; Glomerellaceae
Exons: 2
Coding region: 1-471 (156 amino acids)
Source: RefSeq, a predicted model, not a curated record
AUGUGUCAAAAAGUCGAGAUCCUGAUCGUCUGUUGCGAGCAGAACUGCUCAAACGUCUACAAUAACGGCCUCCGAAAGCCUCAGAUGCGUCUCAUCCCCCACCCCGAAACAGCCUUCGUCCUCUGCGGCCAGGCCAUUGACCUCGGCUACGUCAGCGACCGCUUUUUCAUGGACCUCCCCGUCAUGUCCUCAGUUCCCAGAAACUGCACCGACCUGCUCGAGAACUACAAGUUCCAGCUCGUCCUCUCGCAGGUCGCUUCGAAGCACAUCAUGGAGCUGGAGACCAACUCGCGCAUCCAGUGCAAGACCUGCUCCGGCACGGGGAAGCCCGCGAUAGUUUCAAAGUCGGGCAAGAAUUCGUCUAUUCAGUCGACGGCACCGUCUGGCAACGCCCAUGUUGAGGCUAAGUGGACGUGUUGUGCCGAGGGAGUGCGAGAGUCAUGCUUCUGCCCUGCUGUGUCGGGACUCUGA